Molecule: messenger RNA, 2118 nt
Organism: Desarmillaria tabescens
Lineage: Eukaryota; Fungi; Basidiomycota; Agaricomycetes; Agaricales; Physalacriaceae
Exons: 9
Coding region: 1-1983 (660 amino acids)
Source: RefSeq, a predicted model, not a curated record
AUGCCCACCCUUCUCUCUUUACCAGCAGAACUCAUCGAGGAAACUGCGCUCUAUGUUGCUUGUUCGACGUUGGAAGGCCCGUCCGAAUUCCUAUUCGCCAUUAACAAUGUCUUUUUGUAUUCAAAUGCUAUCCACAGGUCGAUUUUCAAGAGGAGGAGGAAAUUUAGUCACAGCGCCGUAGCUAAGACGAUCGUUCGAGCCCACGUCGAAAGAAUAUUCGCCAGCUGCUUCAACUGUACGACGACAGUCUGCAGUUUUAUCGAGGAGCGACGGGGCCUCGAUGGGAAGGAACCUAAGAGGUCUCUCUGGGUGCUGACGUUCAUGUGUUUGGAUGACGACGGUGCCAACACCCUCCAGCUGAACACCGUCGGUGCGUACGAAUGGAUUCACGAACUCGUCACCAAGCGUUUGCAUGACGGUGCGAGUGAUAAUGGUGGAUGGCCGCUCGACAACUGCAGGAAUUCUUUGGCAUUAUGGGUGUUCUGGUCCCUGUCGACUAAAGAGCGAAUCCUAUCUGAACCAGAAGAUGUUUCUGACAGAAUUGUCAACUUGAUCCUUCCCUUCGUUACCAUCCCCUUCCGGUACCCCAUGGCCUUUGCACCUCCCAAUCACUUUACCCUCCCACUGGUUUCUCAGUCUGCCGACUUCUCCAAUGCAAAUACCAGUGCCCGUAUACCCUUCCGUACACGCCAAACCCACCUUCUCUCCGUUCUUACUCCCCAUGGCCCCUUCCCCAUCUACCGUUCUACGGACCCGAUUUGGCUCCAGGUGUACUUUACCAGGCGCAUAGAACGGCGGAAGUUGCUAUACUUUGCGAGGAGGGAGAGGUACGCGUUGGGCAUGAUGCCUACUCUUCCUAGAGAUCGCGCAGAUGCUAUACAGAGGGGAAUGACAGGCGCCACGCAGGCCGAUAUCAUCGAGAUCAAUCGGAAUCGAUUGGGUGGUCCCAACGGUAAGGACGGCGGCACGAAAUUGCCCGACAGCGUCACGAAUGUCGGUCCUGAUGGCAUUGAUGAACGGUCGCAAGCCAGCAGGCUGUACGAUGCAGACUGGUACCGGCUGCGGUUAUGUGGGAACGUCUGGGCUAACAGCCAUGGUGAUGACGAUGAAAUCUGGAGACGCGGAAAUGGGACUCGAAGGUUAAAGUUUCGACGCGGGGACGUGUAUACUCUCGGCUCGUUAACGGGAUUGUGGGCUGGACGUAUGCUGAUUCCAAACGAACAAGCUCUUGCUCAACUUCUGAUGGUCCAGAACCCGAAUCCCCAGCAGCACAACGGUCAUCCUGUACCUCUACCCGCAGGUUUCGACGAAAUGCUACUGUCGCUCACGAAUCGGCCCAUAUAUAUGAGAUUACAAGAGUUCGUAUCGUAUGCCGGCGGCGAUAUCGUUCCUUCUGGUGCACGCGGACCACAGCCGCUGUCCUUUUAUGAAGAUGCCGAGGGAGAUGAAGAGGAAGAAGAGGAAGAAGACAUGGACGAUUCGCCCGUUCCCGAGAUCACCGACCAGCGGCUACUCGAAGAGUUCGACCAGGGCCUACAGAAUGCCUAUUUCCCUGAUGGCGUCACGGAGGAAUCCUUCAAGGGAACGUACGAUGGCACUGGCAUGCGUAUGAUUUGCGGUGGGAAGGAGUACGUCUACCAUAAACUGGGAGGUACACAGCACGAUCCUGAUUCGUGUGUUGGGUGUGCGAUGAGGGAGAAGCAGGCGAUGCCUGCGUGGUCGGAGGAGGAGCAUCCGGCGGAUAUGGUCCCUCUGCCUCCUUGUACGGGCGUGCAGGACGUGAUUGUGACAGGCUCGACGGAUGAUAGACACGGGCAAGCGUGGAACCCACUAUGUGUACUACGGUCGCGUGCGACGAUGGGAUGGGAUGAUUGGGAUUCUGAGGUGGUUCUUCUAUGGAUAUAUUGUGGGUGGGAAGAACUUUGUGGGAACUGGAGGAUUACGCAUGAGGAUCCGGGGAUGCCGACGGUGACGGAGGAGUGAUUUGAAUAUUGAGUAUUUACUAUAUACCCUGUGAACUUUGGAGACCUGUUGUUGUAAUUUUAUUGUACUGAUUUUGUUUUAAUGCUAUUGAAAGCAUUGGCUAUUUUGUAUCAGCAUAAUCUGGAUGGCAAGCUG